AGGUUAUGUACGGACUGUGUCACUGGCAUUUUGUAUUUGUUUUGAAAUUUUGACUUGAUUCUAAAGGACUCUUGAUGGAACUGUGGAUGUGAUACUAAUUUGGAUACUCAGAGUUCCAUUGAUAUUAUAAUGAAAAAUUUAUGAAAAUGACCGAUAAAAAAGUUCUUCAGGAAUACACCCUCGACCAAGACCAAGAACUCCGGUUUGAGGUAGAAUCUAAGACUGAUAAAGUAUAUUUAACUUUGAAAAGUGGAAUAGCUGAAGUAUUUGGUACUGAAAUAGUGAAAGGAAAAACUUAUGAGUUCACUGCAGGUGCCAAAAUCGCUGUAUAUACAUGGCAUGGAUGUGUUCUUGAAGUGAAAGGUAAAACUGAUGUUAUUUACACAGCUAAAGAAACUCCAAUGGUCAUCUAUUCAAAUUGUCAUGGGGCACUGGAAUUCAUGAGAAUUGAAGCUGAAAAAGACAAUAAAAGGGGGCCCAUAGCUAUGCUUGUGGGGCCUACAGAUGUUGGGAAGUCAACAAUCAGUAGAAUACUCUUGAAUUAUGCUGUGCGAAUGGGUAGGCGCCCGAUUUUUGUAGAUCUGGAUGUAGGACAAGGACAAGUUUCAAUACCAGGCACUGUAGGAGCUCUAAUGAUUGAGCGACCUGCUGCAAUAGAUGAAGGUUUCUCUCAGGAAGCUCCACUUGUGUAUAAUUUUGGACAUAAAACUCCUCAUGCAAACAGUACUUUAUUUCAUAUCCUAGUGGAACAGCUUGCUACUACAGUGAAAGAACGUUUGGAAGUCAAUAAGAGAACUAGAGCAUCAGGAGUCAUUAUCAAUACCUGUGGCUGGACUAAAGCUGAAGGAUAUAAACAACUAUUAGGCUCAGCAAAGGCUUUUGAAGUGGAUGUGAUAAUGGUUCUAGAUCAAGAGAGGCUCUAUAAUGAAUUAGUCAGAGAUCUGCCAAAUUUUGUUAAAGUUGUAUUCUUACCUAAAAGUGGUGGUGUAGUAGAAAGAUCAAAAAGCAUAAGAUCAGAAGCAAGGGACCAAAGGAUAAGGGAAUACUUCUAUGGCACUGUGAGAAACUCUUUGUAUCCCCAUUCAUUUGAUGUGAAAUUCUCUGAAGUGAAAAUAUGCAAAAUUGGGGCUCCAGCAUUACCUGAUUCUUGUUUACCUCUUGGUAUGAAGGCAGAUGAUCAUAUGACUAAGCUGGUUGUACUCACACCUAAUGCUGGGCUUCUGCAUCACAUUCUAGCUGUUAGUUUUUCAGAAAAAGAGGAAGAGGUGAUCACAUCUCAUGUUGCUGGCUUUGUUUGUGUGACAAAUGUGGAUGCAGAAAGACAAAUACUGACCAUCUUAUCACCUCAGCCCAAGCCAUUACCUAAUAAUAUCUUGGUUCUUUCUGAACUUCAGUUUAUGGAUACACACUGAAAUUUGUUUGACUAUUCCCAAUAUAUUCUUGAUAAUGAAAUAUUACUUUCCUCAUUUUUUCAUGUAUAUAAACCUUCCUAUCUACUUAUUCAAUCAAAUUGAAAAACAGAUUGAUAAUAUGUUAUUUUAAUGAAAAAAUUAUAAAAAA
Phaedon cochleariae (mustard beetle) is the source of this 1560-nucleotide messenger RNA. NCBI's taxonomy places the organism in Eukaryota, Metazoa, Arthropoda, Insecta, Coleoptera, Chrysomelidae. The record is from the annotation of a GenBank genome assembly.